Pleurotus ostreatus (oyster mushroom) is the source of this 735-nucleotide messenger RNA. RefSeq lists its product as uncharacterized. Gene Ontology annotation, biological process: regulation of G1/S transition of mitotic cell cycle; regulation of proteasomal protein catabolic process; positive regulation of endopeptidase activity. Gene Ontology annotation, molecular function: endopeptidase activator activity. Gene Ontology annotation, cellular component: nucleoplasm; cytoplasm; proteasome activator complex. The record is from RefSeq and is a predicted model, not a curated record. Lineage: Eukaryota; Fungi; Basidiomycota; Agaricomycetes; Agaricales; Pleurotaceae. The transcript is spliced from 11 exons. Bases 1 to 735 code for a protein of 244 amino acids.
AUGGCUACGGACAAAGAGGCAGCACGCAAACUCGAGGAAUUUCGGAGGUCCGUCACGAACAAAGGCGAAGACAUUGUGUUCAAGGUCUUCCCCAACAAGCUAAUGUUUACCUACUCGGAUGCAGAUUCGCCGUUUAACAUGUUGCACUCCAAGAAGACCGAUACUACAAUCUAUCCUCCUCCUUCAAAUGCUGACGUAGAAGAUCCUCACACCAAGAAGAGGAGACGUACAGCAGACGGCAGCGCUGAGAACGGUGACGUGCAUCACACGCCACGUCCGAAAUACUCAGACCUUGUUCAUUCCAACGAACAUAUAAGCUCGCUUCAUGAAACUGUGAAGAAAGAGUGUGAUCAGUUGGCUGAUUUGUGUGAUCAAGUAAAACUAUGGGUCAACCUCACCAUGCCAAAGAUCGAAGACGGUGAUAACUUUGGCGUACAAGUGCAGGAAGAGGUAUUGGCGGAAUUGAUGCGAGCCCAGGAUAGCGCGUACAAUGUCCGUGACGCAGCGCGACAAGACCACCUUCAACGAGCCAAGAUCUGCUCAAAGCUCAUCAAAUAUCCGCAUAUCGAAGACUACGCAGCCUCGCUGCGAGAACAUGACGAGAAGCAACUUUACUUUAUCCGCCAACACCUUAUUGAUAUCCGAAACAUCUACGCAGUAUUGACUGACCUAAUUCACAAGAACAUCUCCAAGAUACGAGCGCCCAAAGGCAACAACGGCAUGGGACUCUAUUGA